Molecule: messenger RNA, 1593 nt
Organism: Chironomus riparius
Lineage: Eukaryota; Metazoa; Arthropoda; Insecta; Diptera; Chironomidae
Source: the annotation of a GenBank genome assembly
CACGAUCAAACCCCCUGAAUUUAAUAAUUUCUAAAAACAUUACACAAGUCUCACAACUUUUUGUUAAUUAAUUAAGUGAAUAAGCAGUUUAAGAGCUUAAAAAUAUUCUGAAAUCAUGCCUGAAAAAAUGGAUACAUUUAAUCCAGCCGUUCCUACAUAUGAGGGAGGCAGAAUCGUGAAAAUGGAAGUAGAUUAUAGCAGCACAUGUGAUGAAACUAUACCCAAGUGCAAGGAAAUGGCAAAAAAUGACCUCAAAUUCAAUGAUGCACUGGAAGUCUUACUUUCAUUAGAGAAGCAAGCUCGUAUCGGAUCAGAUAUGAUGUCUAGUGCUCGUAUUUUAGUAGCCAUCGUUCAAAUCAUUUAUGAUGCAAAGAAAUGGGAUUUGUUGAAUGAAUACAUUUCAGUUUUAGCUAAGAAGCGAUCACAGUCCAAACAAGCAAUUGUUAAGAUGGUCCAAGAAUGUGUAAUUUAUGUUGACCAAACACCAGAUAAGGAGACAAAGAUCAAAUUAAUUGAUACAUUAAGAGUUGUAACUGAAGGAAAAAUCUACGUUGAAAAUGAGCGAGCUCGUUUGACGAAAAUCCUUUCAGAUAUUAAGGAAGCUGAUGGAGAUAUUCUUGGUGCCGCAACAAUAAUGGAAGCUUUACAAAUCGAAACUUAUGGUACUAUGGAUAAGAAAGAAAAGGUUGAAUUCAUUCUCGAGCAAAUGCGAUUAUGUUUAGCUAAGCAUGAUCUCGUUCGUACUCAAAUUAUCUCCAAGAAAAUCAAUACAAAGUUCUUCAAUGAUUCUGAACAUCAGGAUCUUAAAUUAAAGUAUUAUGAAUUGAUGAUUCUUUUGGAUCAAGAUCAAUCAUACAUUAAGACAUCAAGAUACUACCUUGCAAUUGCCGAUUCUGAAUGUAUCUCAAGUUGUGCCGCAAAGCGCAAGCCUGUCAUGAUAAGUGCUGUACUUUAUUGUAUUUUAUCUCCUUAUGAUAAUGAGCAAGUCGAUUUGAUGAAUAAUUUAUACAAGAAUAAGAGUUUGGAGGAAAUACCCAUAUACAAGGAACUUUUGAAGCUCUUCCUCUGCAAAGAACUCAUUAAUUUUGAUGCCCUUAAUCAACUGUAUGGAAAGGAAUUAUUGACUCUAACUGUCUUCAAUAAAGAAACAGCACAUGGAAAAAAGAGCUGGGAGGAACUGAAGAAUCGUUUAAUCGAACAUAAUGUUCGCAUAAUUGCAAGUUAUUAUACGCGCAUCAACAUCUCGAGAAUGGCUGAGCUUUUGGAUCUCGAUGAACUUAAAACCGAAGAAGUCCUAGCUAAACUCGUCAAUAAUGGAACUUUGAAAGUGAAAAUUGAUCGACCUUCAGGAAUCAUUUACUUUACUCAAAAGAAGAGCCAAUCAGAAAUCCUCAAUGACUGGUCAAGUGGGCUGAACGAAUUAAUGGCUUGUGUCAAUAAAACUACGCAUCUCAUCCAGAAAGAAGAAUGCUUAAAUCAAUUGUUAAAGUAAAGAAAAGGAAUAAUUAUUAAUCAUCAUAAUUUUUUUUUAUUAAAACGAUUAAAACUUUAAAAUUGGAUUCUAAUAAAGAAUUUUUUUCUGAUUAAAGAAAA